This is a messenger RNA of Pyrus x bretschneideri (Chinese white pear), 1017 nucleotides long. Its product is annotated as auxin-induced protein 15A-like. The transcript has a single exon. NCBI's taxonomy places the organism in Eukaryota, Viridiplantae, Streptophyta, Magnoliopsida, Rosales, Rosaceae. Gene Ontology annotation, biological process: response to auxin. The record is from RefSeq and is a predicted model, not a curated record. The coding region runs from base 409 to 714 and encodes 101 amino acids.
AGUACCUUGAUCAAAAUUUGAAAAGGAGUAGGAUUUUAAUCAAUGGAGUAGCAAAAGGAAGGAUGAGAACCUAAUUUCUCAAAAAAUAAAUGAUGGAAAGAGAAAUAGUUAAUUUGAUCCACAUAUUUUGCUUAAGGGGGCUUUAAGCACGGGAAGACAAAACCAUGUGAUCCCUCUUGAGCUCUUGUUCCCUUCUAUACCCCAUCCGGAUCGCCUUCACCAUAUAUUUUCUCCAAUAGAGGAUAUUGUACAAGUCUCUUCAACUAUAUAUACCGUAUGAACUCAUUGGUUAAUGACCACCAAAUUAAGUAUACAACAUCACGUCUAAUUUUCCUUGUUUCACAAGUUCCUUGAGAUGUUCCAGUUUAUAUAAACUCAAUUACCAGUCUUCUCUCAAGAUUCACAACAAUGGGGUUCCGUCUUCCAGCUGUAAUUCCUGCUGAGAAACUUCUUCGACGCUCUUUUUCAAAUUCAAGUCAAGGAGCUUUGUAUAAUUUAGCAGAUGUCCCAAAAGGUUAUUUUCCAGUUUAUGUUGGCGAGAGUGAGAAGCAGCGGUUCAUUGUUCCUAUAUCCAUCGUCAAUCAGCCUUCAUUUCAAGACUUGCUAAGUGAGGCUGAAGAAGAAUUCGGAUAUGAUCACCAAAUGGGGGGUUUAACAAUUCCCUGCAGACAAGAUACCUUCAUUGAUCUCAUUUCCCACUUGAGUGCAUUGUGAGACUGGAUAUUUAAUGGAGAACAAUUACAUCAACUGUGUGUUUGUUACAAUUUUGUACACCAGACAUAUCCCCAUCUUGUACAAUUUUUUUUCGAUCCAGGAGGAAGAAAUAUUGUCCCCCUGGAAUCGAUUAUGUAAAUGGAGACUCUAGUAAUAUUCAUAGCUUCUUUACAAUAAAGAAAUAUUGUCCCCCAAAAAUCGAUUAUGUAAAUGGAGACUGUAGUAAUAUUCAUAGCUUCUUUACAAUAAAGAAUUAUUGUCCCCCUGGAAUAGGAUUUUGUAAAUGGAUAAAUUUCUUCUACA